This is a messenger RNA of Alosa sapidissima (American shad), 4922 nucleotides long. RefSeq names its product KN motif and ankyrin repeat domains 1b (gene kank1b). Gene Ontology annotation, biological process: negative regulation of actin filament polymerization. The record is from RefSeq and is a predicted model, not a curated record. Lineage: Eukaryota; Metazoa; Chordata; Actinopteri; Clupeiformes; Clupeidae. Bases 218 to 4114 code for a protein of 1298 amino acids. Gene Ontology annotation, cellular component: cytoplasm; cytoskeleton. Gene Ontology annotation, molecular function: protein binding. The transcript has 12 exons.
CCUACCUGACGCUUGCGUCAUUACGCAGAGAAGGCUACCUUGGUGGUGUACCUUUGGGCGUCCUUACACGCGCAAGCUGGGAGGUCUGGGGCUGUUGUUGACGGAGUUACCCUUAGAUAAAUGUGAAGAGAGAAGUUUGUGGAUCUAGGAAACACGUUAUUUGCAAGGUUGUUGGGAAGAUAAGAUGAGCUGUGGAUGAUUCGUCUCUCUUUUCUACAUGGCUCACAGCACAUAUUUUUAUACCAAUGGCCCAGAUAACACAGAGUCUACUGGUAGCACUAAGCACAGUAGUGUUGGGUAUUGUCUGGAGACUCCAUACGGAUACCAGAUUGACUUGGACUUUCUUAAGUACGUGGACAACAUUGAAAGGACCAACACUAUUCGUCGCCUCAGCCUUCAAAGGCGCCUCAGGGCAGCCAAUCCUAUUUCAGAACCUCAAGACAGACUCGGCCCCACCCAGUGGACCUCUUCUGAGUCUCUGUCAUCUGUGAGCAGCGAUGAAGUCCACAGAGGUUCUUUCUCCUCCUCAUCCUCGUCCUCGUCUUCCAUGAGUCAUCGAAGGCCCCCACUCCCUCCUUCCCACUCUUCCCCUUCCCUCACUGGAGGCAAUGAGGCCUCUCAGCCGCCCGUUGCUUCUCAGAGGGCUCUGGAGGGCAAGCCCCCUACUGCGACGCUCUCCUCUGCUCUCCCCAGGUCUAACCCCCAUGUGGAGCGCACCUUGCUGGAGACCCGGCAGCGCCUGGAGCAGGAGAAGGCCUCCCUCUCGGCAGCUGUUCCAGAGCCUCAUCCCAGGCGCAGGCUCGCCAGCUUCGGUGGCGUUGGUUCCAGUGGCUCGCUCUCCCCGUACACAAGCUGGAAAGCUCUGAACCAGAGCCUGCAAGCUGGCAGUGCCAAGCUGAGCGUGGCUGAACAGCCCGGGCAGGGGAUGUCUUCCCUGGGGGGCACCACUGGAGGAUCGCUGAGGCACAGUCCACUGAGCUCUGGCAGGGCCACCCCAGUGACGGGCGUGAGCCCCCUUCAUCUGCAACUGGUGCGUGACCAGAUGAUGGUUGCCCUCCAGAGGCUGAAGGAUCUGGAGGAGCAGGUCAAGGCCAUUCCUGUGCUGCAGGUCAAAAUCUCCGUCCUCCAGGAGGAGAAGAGACAACUGGUCUCUCAGGUGAAGAAUCUGAAGGGGGAGGACACCGAGACGGACGCGUCGUUUCGGAAACGGGCACACAGCACCGGCUCUGCAGAGCAGCUGGAGCUACAGCGUUACAGACUCAGGAAAGAAGCCGAGGGAGAGACCACUGGGGACAACCCAGACAUCCUGAAAACCAUCACCACUACUGGUCUGAAGGAGUUCAGGCAGCUCACAGCAGAAAUGCAGGCUCUGGAGAAAAAAAUCAAAGAUGCUCGCCUAGAAACACGACACGGUGUGGUCGUGAAAGCAUCCCACAUCAGAGGGAACAGGUCUGUGGCUGUUGGCGAUGACUUGCCAGUAGACAAAAUAGGCAUCCUCCAUCAGAGCUCUGUGAAGCUCACCAAAGACGUUGCCACAGAGGUGAAACUUGACACCAGAUCCGCAGCCGUGGGAGUAUCAGAAUCCAUGCUAGGAGCAUCAUCAGCAGAGAUGGAACUGGAAUCCCAGCAGCACACCAUCCAGGUGCUGAAGGAUCAAGUGCGGCGCUUGGAGGCCGAGCUGAAAGACAUGGCUUUGCAGAAGGAGAUGGGGCUUCUCAGGAACGAGCUUCGAAACGCAGCGGGGGCCAGGAAUCACAAGAGCUCCACAGCGCAGCCCUUGACCUUCAGUGCUGGAUCUCAAACCAGAGCUCAAACCCGGAGUCUGGGUGUGGGAAAUCACCCCAACAUGCAGGAUGCAUCCACAGGAGAGCAAGCGGAGCAGAAGGGGUGGGGUAUAUCUGUGGGGGUGUCAUGCAAGCCAGAUACCCGGUGUGUGGCUACAGGUCACGACACACCUAUGAAUCACUGGGUCGUACGGGAGAAAGUGAAGACUAGUGAGAAGUGUGUUGGGGAUCAUGUUUCCACGCGCUGUCAGGGUGUGUGUACAGAAACGAGUAUCUGCGAGGCAGGAGUCCUUACAGAGGAGACCAUGGAAACUCUCAGUCAGUGGGCCAGGAAGGUGGACCAGCGGACAGUUGGGUGUGGGGACUGCACGGUGGAUGUGACUGUGACGCCUUUGAAGGCCCAGGUGUCUCGGGGUACGGUCACCGACACAGUCAGAGGAGUGGACUUGGGCAUUAUGGUGACCCCAUGCACAGCUUCCCAGCGCACCAACACAGCGGUCGACACCGUGUCUCGUUUCACUAGCACUGCAAUGGCCUUUGUCACAGAGUCUAGCACCAACACCUCCCUGAAUACCACUAAAGAAAAACACACCAAUACCAUGUCCAACCUCACCAGAAGUAUUGCCAUAGGUGAAGGCAAGGUUAAAGACACAGAGGCAACAGUGAGAAUGCGCUCCAUUGGUGUGGGAACUUCAGUACCGGGAGACAUGGUUCAUGUUCCUUGUGUGUCCCCCGUUGCAAAAGUAACAACUCGAGACACCGGGGUGGGGCUUGCUAAUGUCCACGAGAACUUUUUAGUGGGCUUAAGAACCAGGAAUAUUGCCUGUGGUCCAUCUCGCCUCCCGGACCCCACCAAAACCAGGAGCAUUGGCAUCGGCGUGGGCGACGGCCGGCUCCGGGACGCAUCCGGACACUGGCAGACGCUCACGCAGACGACCCAGACGCACGCGCAACCGCAGCCAUCCGCAGCGCUGGAGCCGGGCCUGGAUCAUUACAUCGAGCGCAUGCAGAGGCUGCUGAAGGAGCAGCAGAGCCUGCUGACGGAGAGCCACAGUGAGCUGGGGGAGGUCAUGGCCCAGCCCCAGGCCCACUUCACCUCCAUCAGCACCCAGCUGGCAAGCACCCUCUCCUGCCUGGACUCCGUCGUGCGACACGCAGGCCCCGAUGAACCGCAGCCACAACACAAAGGUUCUGGGGCCAGCCCAUCGUCUGAAACCGCAGAGAAGUCCCCGGGCAGGAAGAAGAGCCCUAAAGGAGAAAAGAAGUCCUCUGACCUUCUUGGUCCCCCCAGCGAUGCCUUGUCACUCAAGCCUAUCAUUAAGAGGAAAGAUGGCCACCAAUGUUGUGAAGACAGCAGGAAGUAUCUGAAGUUGAAUCCUGUAGGGCUGGAGGGCAUGGUCAUGAGUGAGGACUCUAACUCCGAGGGCAGUGACUCCGAUGGAGCAGUGGACACUGCCACGUCCGAGAGGAGGGAAAGCAGCGGCAGACCUGUUGCUGAGCAGAGGAGGAACCGAGGGCAACUGGACAAGAGGGACCGGUAUGAGCUGAGUGAAAAGACCUUGUCAGCAUGUCACACACUAAAGACACAUCUGUGUGACGGUCAGACGUUAUCCAGCAGAGAGCUGCGUUCCUGCUUGAACACUCUACAACAGGAGUGGUUCCGCGUCUCCAGUCAGAAGGCUGCGCAGGCCGGCGCCGUGGGGGAUUUCCUGUGUGCCGCGCACCACAUUUCCCCACUGGUGCAGAAUCAUGUGGCUAAUAUGGCAGACGGCAAUGGCAACACCGCUCUGCAUUACAGUGUAUCUCACUCCAACUUUAAUGUGGUCAAGAAGCUGCUGGAUGCUGACGUGUGCAAUGUGGACCAGCAGAACAAAGCCGGCUACACCUCAAUCAUGCUAGCUGCCCUGGCUGCUGUGGAAACCAAAGCAGACAUGGGGGUUGUUGAGGAGCUCUUCCGUAAGGGAGACGUGAAUGCUAAAGCCAGCCAGGCGGGUCAGACAGCUUUGAUGCUGGCAGUCAGCCAUGGCCGCAUGGAUAUGGUCAGAGCCCUGCUGAUCUCGGGUUCAGAGGUCAACAUUCAGGAUGACGAGGGGUCAACAGCACUGAUGUGUGCCAGUGAACACGGCCAUGCUGACAUUGUGAAGCUGCUGUUAGCUCAGCCUGGGUGUGAUGCCACUCUGAGUGAUAAUGAUGAAAGCACUGCCCUAUCCAUUGCCCUCGAAGCUGGACAUAAAGACAUUGCCAUGCUGCUUUACGCCCAUAUUAACUUCUCCAAGGGUCAAACUCCGGGGACUCCACGUCUUGGAAACAGACUUGCUCAAAUUCAGUAGGGAGAGGAUGUUUGGCCCGACUGGAUGCCAGUAAUUUUUCCACAUAUUUGCUGCUAUAUGUACUCUCAGUGCAUGCAAAAUGCAAACGUUUUUAACCCUGGUUAGGGCCUAUAAUUGAAUACUUUAGCUGAACUACAUGGCCUUUGGAAUUGGAAAUUAUCUGUUGGUGAAGCUAGAAUCCCAUCAAUGUGCUUAAAAUUACAUGGAAAUGUGUCAUUAUCAGUGCAUAAGUACAUGUCGGUCAUGUGAGAAUUUUAUAUGGGCCAUAUCCAGUCCUCCAACUCCUAAAGACAAAAGACUGCAGUUGAGUGCAGUUUCUUGCUAGCACUAGACGACUGCAGGAUAUUUUUCUUGGCUCUGAGUCAUAUCCUUUAAUCAUUUUUAGCCACUUUGUACAAGUCAUAGUUGCUAGAUAAAUACACCACACUGCCUGUUCUGCAGCUGUUUGUAUCUCUGAGACCACGGAGGGAGGUGUCUAUGCAGUAUCUGUUUCUCUUUUGUGCCUGGAUCAGGUUAUGUCAGGCAUGACAGACGUCCUGUGGAGACAAACUAAAAGCAAUAGUAAUGUUUUAAUGUUUUUUGUGUGUGUACCUGUAUGUAUUUCCCUUUUCUAUCUAUUUUAUAUCAUUAACAUGCAGAUACAGUAUUAUGUUGGAUACAGACAAAAUUCCAACAAUGAUUAAAGUAUAUGCAUAUAUUCUGCUUGUUAACCUGCACUUUGUAUAAUGGGAUUUCCUCUUGAGUACAGCCAACUAGUUUAAGAUUAUAUUUAGUGCGUUAUUUUGUCUAAAGUUUCUUAUUCUUAAAC